GUUCAUACAUUAUACUUUUUCAAUAAUGCCACUGAUAUUUUAAAUUAGUCGAAUGCAUAUAAAUGAUUGUACACACUAUUAUUGUGCAUGUAUGAGUGCGUGUGUGUUUUUUCCUCCGCUUUAUGUAUAGGAUUAAUAUUUUAUUAUCUCGACGUCUUUUCGCCAAAACGUCGUCCGGUCUCAGCACUACACAACUAUUAUACCGCUCUGUAUAGCGUAACGAUGCAGUUGCUGCGGCAGCUAUUUCGUUCGGAAGUUCGAUAAUAUUACAGUUGCGUGUAUUUAGUUACCUACCUAUAUGCAUUUACGGAAACUGGUGUUAAAUAAUAAUUAUAAUAAUAUAAUAAUUAAACGCGCGAACGUCUGUAUUAAAAAAAAAUCCGGAUUCCGACUACGUGAGAUUUUCAUUUACAGAUAUCGGAUAUAUACAGGUAUGCAGGUGAUGAAUCACUAAAACCGCAGACGUUCUAUGAAAUACUCACAAUAUUUUUUCUACAAGCAGUGUAUAGCAGUUAAAUAAUAAUAAUUAUUUUAGUUAUUUAUUUUUUAUUUCACUAAUUGAAAAAAAAUCAUUAUUAUUCUCGGUUUAGGACAUGAGCUCAGAGAAAAAAAUAGAAAUCAUUGAAAACGAAAGCGAUGAAAACUUACCAUUCGAUAUUUACGAUUCGGAUUAUCCGAAAAGAAUGAUUCCUUCCGAAAAUAAUAGUAAUUCUUUUAUGGAAUCGAAAUCGGCAAGACGCGUCGCAUCUAAUACCAUUGGAACUACUGCAUUGAACGAAUAUGACGUGGACGACGAAGAAGAUUUUAUAAAAGUUUAUUUUGCGUCGGGUACUGUACUGAAACCAUCUGAAAAACCGUACGACCUGCGUUCCAAAAUUCACGAAGCAAACCGAGAAUUGGCAAAUUCCAGUGAGAGUAAAUUUGUCAACGCUCCCGGAAAAGUCAAGUUUGAUAACACUGUUGUGAUAUUGGACAGUUUUGAAGACAUUGGCACAGUGUCGAUCGGAACGGAAACACUUCAAGGUGCCGAAGUUAUUAUUUCCGAUUGUCCUAUUGAUGACCUAAAAGAUAAAGACAUUUUAGCCAAAAUUGAUUUGUUACGAGAUGAUGAUGCAGACGACCAAAACGACGUGGUAUGCAGUUCGACUACCGAUAGGACGCAGGACACUGACACAGACGACAAAGCCUAUUCAAGCACUUCGUUCAGCAGGAGUUUUUCGUCCGAAUCCGACGACCCGUUGUUCAUAAAUGUUAUAGAAUCCGGGGACGAGUUCAAAACAAUAAUGGAUCGAAACAACAAGACGCGGCAAGGAUCGGCAAUUGACGAGCACGUGACGUAUUUCCCAGAAUUGUUCACUCACACGCAAUACAAAAUGUACGAAAACUGUGCGGAAAAAACAUUGGAAGAUGGUGACGUUAAUAUAUACGUGCCCAAGAAAUUGGACGCAGAGGAAUUAAGAAAUAAGCUGAAGGAAAUUACCGUAGAACAUAAACGGGUAAUGCAGGUAGCGGGGGUGGCGAAUGAAAAGAAAGUAGACUUUAAACCCUCAAAAAAAGUUGGUUGUUUCGCAUCUUUGCGAAACGCACAAAAAAAAAUCAAGCAAAUAAAAACAUCCGAAAAAAAGGCGCAAUCGUCAUCUACUCAGAUAUGUGUACAGCAGAAAAUGACCCACAGCGACAAUGGUAACAACAACAAAAAUAAUAUUAAUAAUAAUAACAAGGCUCGCGUGACAUAUUACUUUGAAAUGGACCCGAAAGGUAAGCUAAAACCAUUAAACAAUAAAAACAGUCGCCAUACAGUCGAUGAAACGAGUUCUUCGAACAAUUGUAACGACAAAUCUUCGAAUAAGUUCUUUCACAUAAACCUGAGAGCGGCGAAAAACGGCGAGAACGCUAAGCCCCGGAUCACAAAGACACCGAACGCGGAUUUGUUUCUAGAAUUUCAGACCGACAAGUCUGGCAACAAUAAGGGGGCAAAGUUGGUUAUAAAAAAAAAACACACAGCUGGGGUAGAGCUGCAACACAGUCCGACAGGUGGAGGUACUGUCAAGAAGUUAUCGGCUGCUGGUUCCGGCGAACGUCCUCGGUUGCCAGGUUACAAUGGCCUUAGAUCUGAGUACGGUCUGUCGGCCGAACAGCUGUUAGAGAGGCGCAACACGAGAAUGGAACGCGAGAGACGAAGGAAAGAGUUAAGGCAAAAAAAACACGAAGAAGAACAAAAAAAGAAGGCGGAAAACGAAAAAAAUUUCUAUAAAUGGUUACAACAAAAAAAGCAGUUAAAAAAACACGCAAAAACCAUCAGACGUAGCUAUCCUAUGAACAAACUGACAGUGUCUUCCGCAAGGGUUUCCAUAAAUUCUACUCACGACGGUGAUGGACGCAAAGGAUCAUUUGCUCUGGAAGAGUUGUUAAAGAUCAAAGAUGAGAAUAGUGGAUGGUUUAAAUUUUAAAAAAUAUCGUUAUUUUCUUAAUUAUAAAAAAAUUAUUUAAAUUUUAUCGAUUAUUACUUAUUAUUAUAUGUAGUAAUUGUAUAUAUUAUAAUAUGCAAUAAUAGGUGUAUUUAAAUGAGGUAUAUUCUGAAUAUUACUCUAUAGUAGCAAUUCUCGACCUAUUUGUAUCCCAGUAAUUUUUAAAAACUAUAACUUACCACUAAUACCACUUAAAAUAAAACACAUUUAUGAUUUAAUGAAUCUGAAUGAAAAGAUUUUAAUAUAAAAAACAAAUCAUUACGAAACCAUAAUAAAUAACUUAUGAAGUCCGUUUAUUUCAUAAUAACCAAAAGAAAAUAUACAAUUAUUAAUUUUAUAAAUGACCAAGUGAUAGUAUUCAUAUAUUACAUUUAAUACUUAAAAAUAAUUAGUAAUAAUUUAAAAAAAAAUGUAUUUAUUUAAUCGGCGUUAUUUUCACUUAGUUGUGAUAAUGUUGAUAAUAGCGCUGUUCUAUAAAAUUUAUAUUUGGACGGUGUUUAAAAAUUAAAUACAUGGAUUAACUAUAUUGAAUUACUAUAACUAUUAUUAUACUAUUACAUAUAGUAUUAUAUCACUGCCCACAACUGGUAUAAUGAUGUUUCUUCCAUUUUGUAAAUUUUUUACUUGAAUAAUGAAUAUUGAAAUUCUAAAUUUUUUAUCGCAACUUUUGAUUUAAUUUACAUUUAUAUUUCAUCGAAAACUAUUAAAUAAUAAUAAUAAUAAUGGCCAUUACAA
Messenger RNA from Rhopalosiphum padi (bird cherry-oat aphid), 3203 nucleotides. RefSeq lists its product as uncharacterized. The record is from RefSeq and is a predicted model, not a curated record. NCBI's taxonomy places the organism in Eukaryota, Metazoa, Arthropoda, Insecta, Hemiptera, Aphididae. The coding region runs from base 594 to 2450 and encodes 618 amino acids. The transcript has 6 exons.